Messenger RNA from Mya arenaria, 1149 nucleotides. RefSeq lists its product as uncharacterized. Gene Ontology annotation, molecular function: protein binding. The transcript is spliced from 2 exons. NCBI's taxonomy places the organism in Eukaryota, Metazoa, Mollusca, Bivalvia, Myida, Myidae. The record is from RefSeq and is a predicted model, not a curated record. Bases 39 to 833 code for a protein of 264 amino acids.
CCUGUCAACAAACAGUAGCAUCCACUGCUCGUUCGAAAAUGACUGGAAUACUUCAGCUGUUGUUACUGGUCAGCGCGACAGUGGCUUCCGAGCCAUCGUGUCCAGCAUGCUCCAAAUAUGACUACGAGGAAAAGGUGCUCGAGAGAAUGAUCCGCAUGGAGUUCGCUUUUGAAAAAGUGUUGAAGGAAAAUAAGGAUGUUAGCAAAACUGUUGAGCAAGAUCUAACGCGGAUCAAGGUAGAAAACGAACGUUUACACGCGACCGUUGAUGCCCUAAAGAAUCAACAAGAGCAAGCAGAACGCAGACUGGUUUCGCUCAUGGAGGAAGUUGAAAGAAACCAGUCCAGCACACUGGUGAAGAUAGUUUCCGAUUCAAACACUACGUUAGAAAAAACCAUUGCCGCCUUCAAUGAUAUAAAAGACCAAAUCGCUAUUCCACUGGUGUACUUCCACGCCCGAUCUCCACAGACCAGCAGCCUGUCCACAGGUGAGGUGAUCAUGUACACGACAGUGGAGACAAACCAGGGCUCUGGCUACAACUCCACCACGGGCAAGUUCACCGCUCAAGUACGGGGACUGUACAUUUUCUUCAUGCACACAUGUACACAUGUAAGCAACCAUGCUUUUCUCCAGAUAGUUAAGGAAGGCUCAAUCCUCAUUGGAACUUCACUUUAUGACAAUUCCUAUUAUACCUGUUCAAGUAGUCAGGCGUUUGUUCAGCUUGAUGCAGGGGAAACUGUCUGGGUACAAUGCUUCAAUGGAGGCUCGAGCAGACGUCUGUAUGAUGAUUCCAAGUAUUGGACAAGUUUUGGUGGUGCACUCAUUCACAACUGACAUGCUAAGGUCAUUUUUAUAAAAAGCCAAAAGGCAAAACUCAUACAAGGGAAAUAAAUUAAAUUUCGCAGUGAUUAAUUGCCUAUUUUAGAAAUAAAGUAUUGGCAAUACGUGUAUUUAUAUCCCUACUUAAACAGUGUAAGAUAUCGCCUGUGGAACCCGUCUUUAAGCUGUGUCAUGUUAUUUAAUAAAUGUUUUAUAUCGUCUGUGUAUAUAAUGGAAAAUCAUGCUAACUUGUAAUUCCAUUUAUAAUAAACCUUACUAUUUAUUCUUUUAUAUUGUAUAUUUUUAAUUUGAAUUAAAACUACCGCUAUUU